Messenger RNA from Ictalurus punctatus (channel catfish), 3872 nucleotides. RefSeq names its product E3 ubiquitin-protein ligase TRIM35. NCBI's taxonomy places the organism in Eukaryota, Metazoa, Chordata, Actinopteri, Siluriformes, Ictaluridae. The record is from RefSeq and is a predicted model, not a curated record. The transcript is spliced from 6 exons. Bases 761 to 2173 code for a protein of 470 amino acids. Gene Ontology annotation, molecular function: protein binding; zinc ion binding.
CGGUGCCUUCUGAAACUACCUCACUUCUUCUGGUUUUGCUGCAAAAACCCUAACAAACAGAAGCUACAAGUACUUAAAUACAGUCACUUAUUUGGCUGUCUUAAUCAGAAAAGAAAGAUCCAAGAGAUCAUGGAAGUCAAAGGAAUCAAGUCUAGCUUUACCUCCCGAGCCUACAUAACAGCUCUGAUUAAUCACACAUGGAGCUGGCUAGGACAGGGGCUUGGGUGCCAAUAUUUAAGAGAGUAGUAAUUAACUGGCAUAUACAGGGCACCUCGUAACGAUGCAAUGGUUGCAGACCCCACUCCCCCCUCCAGCUGCAGACCCCACUCCCCCUCCAGCUGCAGACCCCACUCCCCCUCCAAACUUUUUAUUCUCAGUCCAGAAGACAAGUGCUGUUAAUGAACUCGUAUUCAGAAUUUAAACAGAAGUGAUCUUUAUCUGCUGUUUCUGCUGUCUGUAUUGAGUGGAACAGGUCAUAUCCUGUCUCUCUAAAACUCCUCCCAUUAAGGAAGUACAGAGUCCGAGACGACUGCAGUCCUUUUGCAGUGUUCUGCUCUGGUGAGUUUAGUUUUAUUUUCGGUUUAUGGAGAAUUCUGAGUCUCGUUUUCAGCUCUGUGAAAGGAAGUGAUUACUAACUGGACCUGCAAAGUCGUAUAUUAACUUUAAACAAACCUGAAAUCAGGGUGUGAUUACUUUUGAUCAAAGUGAAAGUGGAUCUGAACAUUCGGACUGGAGAGAACAACAACAGCAGCAAAAUAAAAUGGCUUCUAAGUUUUCAGAGGAGGAUUUCUCUUGUCCUGUGUGCUGUGAAAUCUUCACGGAUCCUCUUCUCCUGCGCUGCAGUCACAGUGUGUGUAAAGUGUGUUUGCAAAAGUUCUGGGAGACCAAAGGAUCCAGAGAAUGUCCUGUUUGUAGGAGGAAGUCGUCUAUGAAUGAACCUCCCAGAAAUCUGGCCUUAAAGAACCUGUGUGAGACUUUCUUACAGGAGAGAAGUCAGAGAUCUUCAUCAGCGUCUGAAACAGUCUGCAGUCUGCACAGUGAGAAACUCAAACUCUUCUGUCUGGAUGAUCAACAGCCGGUGUGUUUGGUGUGUCAGACUUCAAAAAUACACACCAACCAUCAAUUCUGCCCCAUUGAUGAGGCAUUAACAGACCGUAAGGAGGAGCUGAAAACUGCUCUGAAGCCCCUACAGGAGAAACUGAAGAUCUUUAAAGACUGUAAACUGAACUGGAGUCAGACUGCAGAACAUAUAAAGAUUCAGGCCCAACACACAGAGUGGCAGAUUAAGGAGGAGUUUGAGAAGCUUCACCAGGUUCUACGAGAUGAAGAGGCAGCCAGGAUAGCUGCACUGAGAGAGGAAGAGGAGCAGAAGAGUCAGAUGAUGAAGGAGAAGAUUGAGAAGCUGAGCAGAGACAUAUCAUCUCUUUCAGACACAAUCAGAGGCGUAGAAGAGGAGAUGAGAGCUGAAGACGUCUCGUUCUUACAAAACUACAAGGACACAGUGAGAAGAGCUCAGUGCACACUGCAGCAUCCAGAGGAGCUUUCAGGACCACUGAUCCAUGUGGCAAAACAUCUGGACAACCUGAAGUUCAGAGUCUGGGAGAAGAUGCAGGACGCUGUCCAAUGCACUCUUGUAACUCUGGACCCCAACACUGCUCAUCCUGACCUCAUUGUAUCUGAUGAUCUGACCAGUGUGAGACUCAGUGAUGAGGAACAGAAGCUUCCUGAUAAUCCAGAGAGAUUUGAUGUUGGUUGCUGUAUCCUGGGUUCUGAGGUCUUUAACUCAGGGACACACUGCUGGGACGUUGAAGUAGGAGACUGUACAGAGUGGUUUGUGGGUGUGAUGACAGAAUCUGCUCAGAGGAAGGGAGAUAUAUUCUCCAGAAGUGGAAUCUGGUUUGUGGGGUAUUCUGGUGGUAAAUAUGGAACAUGGUCUACACCACAGCCACCCACUCUCCUCUCAGUAACACAGAAGCUCCAGAGGAUCAGAGUGCAGCUGGACUGGAACAGAGGAAAGCUGUCGUUCUCUGACCCUCUCACUAACACACACAUACAUACUUUCACACACACAUUUACUGAUAAAUUGCUGCCAUUUAUAACUGUUGGUUGUAAUAAAUCUCCUGUAAAGAUCCUCCCACUUCAGUGCUCUGUAAGAGUGAAUCAGAUCAGUUAGAGCUGAUAUUGUUUUAUUCCAAUUCAUUAAUGAAAUAUUGCUGAUGAAAAGAUUCAUGUUCCUUGUGAAAGUCUGUUUUUACUGAAGCACUGAACACUUCAUUGUGGAAUUUAUUUUGAAGUGUGUAACGACACAAGACGGUUAACAGGAAGUAAGCGCAGGAGCAAUGUCUUUAUUAAUAAACCAAGCAAACAAAACACAGGGAACGCGGUCUAUACUGAACUAGACUAGCUGGAUUAAACAUGGGACUAGAGUCUAGGCAUUACACCAAAACAGGACAUGGAAAUAAGACCGCUAGCAUGCUACACGCAUUCGCUACUACAUUCUAACAUAUUGAUCUAAUACUGCGCGAAGUGCACAGCAGCACAAGGGGUUUAAAUAACCAACAGAAUUAAACUAAAUCACAGACACCUGGAGUAAAUCAACCAACGCUCGCACACAGGGAGAAUCAAAACAAACGAACCGCGCGUGUCCAUACACAAGAGUCUCGUGCACGCGCGCUCAGCAGCAGUCUUUGCGCUUCGAUGCCGCAGCGCCCUCUGCCGGCGGUAGCGUAACAAAGUGUUCUAUAAUUAUUUCGUCUCACCUUAUCAGUUACAUCAAAAUAAUGUGAAAACUCAAAAUAAUCAGAUAUCUCGGAUAUUAAUAUAUCUUGAAAUUCCAAGAUAUUCAUUGAAAUAUUUUAAGUGAAAAUAACGACCUACUGCGUGGAAAUUUACAGACCACAUCUCAACACCUGCAGGGUCCUGUAGGUUCAUCCUGUACAACAUCAAGAAAAUCAGACCCUACCUCACUGAACAGGCUGCACAGAUACUAGUCCAGGCUCUUGUUAUCUCAAAACUGGACUACUGCAACUCACUACAUUCAGGCCUCCCAGCAGCUCCAUCAAACCCCUUUAGAUGAUUCAGAAAGCAUUCUGAAUCAGCACGCCUUGUCUUCAACCAGCCCAAGAGAACCCAUGUCACACCCCUCUUCAUCUCACUCCACUGGCUUCCUGUAGCUGCCCGCAUCAAAUUCAAGGCCUUGAUGCUCACCUACAAGACCUUGUCUAGAACAGCACCCUCCUACCACAGCUCUCUCCUGAAGGCUUUCGUUCCCUCACACAAUCUGCGAUCGAUUAGCGACCGACGUUUAGCAGUUCCCACUCAGCGUGGCGCAAGGUCCCUUUCCAGAACCUUCACACUAACUGUUCCUCAGUGGUGGAAUGAACUUCCAACCUCAAUCCGGACCACAGAAUCUCUCUCCAUCUUCAAAAAACAGCUAAAGACCCACCUCUUCCAUCAACACCUAACAAACUCAUUAAAAAAAAAAAAAAAUUGCACUUUCACCUCUACUCUGUGCACUUUGCUUCUUCUGGAACUCAAUUAAUGGAUCUUGUAUGGUAGCACUACUUGUAUUGUUCUCUGCUUGAUAUUUCGCUUUGCUUGUAUUUUUCUCAUUUGUAAGUCACUUUGGAUAAAAGCGUCCGCUAAGUGAAUAAAUGUAAAUGUAAAUAAUGAAUUAUUAAAUAAAAAUAAUGGGAUAAAGUUCAAAUAACUCCAUAGUACAUUUCCCCACAACUUUCAGUUCAGGGCUUCCAGAAACAAAUAAACCACAGAAUGAAUUUAAAAUCAUAAAAAUAUGAUUAAACAUAGAUCUCUAUCUCUAUUCCUUUUAUUCCUGAAUUUAAAUCAUUGUAAAUAAACCGAGGCUUUGAAGA